Colletes gigas is the source of this 9417-nucleotide messenger RNA. RefSeq names its product UPF0692 protein CG33108. The record is from RefSeq and is a predicted model, not a curated record. NCBI's taxonomy places the organism in Eukaryota, Metazoa, Arthropoda, Insecta, Hymenoptera, Colletidae. The transcript has 5 exons. Bases 538 to 1284 code for a protein of 248 amino acids.
UGAAAUUUCUUAUCCGACUGUAUAUCGUGACAGACGCCUGCGAAUAAGGCAGUGUACUAUGUCGGUCUGAGAGCUCCUCGAGAGGAGCAAAUUGCAGUCGGAUUGAGCGAGUAAUUGUCAUUCGUUAAAUAAUCGCCGUGUAACCAUACGAACCCUUGAUAUCGUCACGUCAACGCGUUUGAGUGUUGAUUCUUAUUUCUAUCGAAGAAUUACAUAAUGUAUGUGCAUGAGUCACAGAGUGCAUAAGGGGGGGACGUAUAAACGUCAAAAUCGUGCUGUUACGAUUUUCUUGCAGUCUAGCUUGGAUCCAUACAAGGGAUUGCAAACUGUGGUUGCAAUGAGCAGGGAUCGCUAUGUUAUUUUACGGUGAAUAGAGAAAGUACCUCUGAGAAAUGGCAAUUUUCAGACUGAAAAUACUGAAGCACAGGUGCACAAUUUUAUAGUUGUGGAAGCAUCAUCAUUGUAUUUUAGUGUUCGAACCAGGUAUUUGUUGCUCGAACAAACUGGUUGUUCGUACAUUGCACUUAUUUGCAAGAAAUGCCAGCACCUCCACCUAUCACAAGUUUGCCAGAGGCACCUAUGUGUGAAAAAACAGAAGUAAGCGAUGCGGAUUCUCUGCCUCCGUGGGCCAAAAUUACCCUUACAUCCGCAGAGGCAGAAAUUGAGAAGCUGAUAUCGCGAAACGAGUUGAAGGAUGCCGAAGUAACAUAUUUUUGUCAAGUUGAACCAAUUUUGCAAGAUGGACCGCAGUGUGGUUUGGUAGCGCUUGCUAUGGCAUCCCAGGAAUACACAAAGCCAGUUUCGGUGGGUCAACUCCUAGCAGAGGCACGCGUAAGAGGUUUCACGCAACAUGGAGAAGUAUACAGUGUAGACUUCAUGGGCACGCUAGCAGCCGAAUAUUUACCUGACCAUAGACCAGAUAUUUUAGUAGAUUUGCAACAAUGUCCAGACACACUGACGCAUGCUUUAGCUCACGGAGCAAUGGUACUAAUUCCGUACGAUUCUGAUUUCAACCACGCUCCGUGCUUAAAAAGAGGCCAUAAAGCCCACUGGGCAUUACUUGUUGGUCUAAUUUCAUCCAGACAAGGAUAUCAUGUGCUAGCGCGUCAUGGAAAAUCGCGUCAUUUAGCUUGCUGGCCGCUGCGCGAUUUAAUCGAAAGUAAUGGUAAUUUGGAAGAAGAAGGGACAGCUAGACAUGCAGGGGGGUAUGUCAUACCAAAGGGAGGAGUUGGAGGCCAGAGAGGUUUACGUGGUAGAGCAUUGGCAUUACAUCCAUACAUAUAAAAUCAUGUACAACAGUUGUAGGUAAUUAAUAUCACAGUGAAAGACAGAAAUUAUUACUAUGAUAUUACUGUAUCCACAUUAUGGUAUAUGGUAAAUAUUCAAGGCGUCACAGUCGCGCAUCUGCUACAGAAUUUAAUUAUUUGUAAAAUGUGAUGCUUCAGGUACCAUCUGUUUAAACUGCCGAUGAAAAUUUAGCCAUCGUUCAAUGAAGGCUGUCGAUCUUUUUCAAAAUUUGUUAUUAGAUGUAGUAACAGGCAAUAUUUCGUUCUUUUCACUCCGAUAUGCAAUGUAAAUAAUUAUUUCGUAUGUUUCACUUACGUGCACGCGAACUGUUUGAAAAUCGUUUUUUCGUGUAUCGGUUAUUAAACUCUUCCUGUGAUGCGAUACGUGCUAACCGUACGCGUAAAUUAGUCCGAGAAAUGGGCAUGUACACGUGCAUGAAGAGAUAAACGUGAAAAAAAAAAAAUCUAAAAAUAUGUGCAUAAAUACGUAUCUAAGUGUACUAGCUAGGAGUUAUCGAAAUCGUAAUUAGCCGGAACAAAAAGAUCUAAGUAUAUUUAUUUAGCAAAAAGACCAUAAGUUUUCAAUAUAAUUGUAAAUCUUGCUUUCCGUUGGCACUAUGAAUAAAGACUAAAUCUUCUGCAAGUCUCUCAAUUGCAUUUGAGGCGAUAUAACUUAAUGUUCGAAUGCUGUAUUAAAUUAAGCACAUUGCUUUUAAGAUGCCUAGAGUGUUAAUGGUUAUAAAAAUUUUAAUGAUUACCUUAUACUAUCAUGUGGUAGCUAUGUUAGUCUUUUUACCGAAUAUAAUGUACAGGUAUAUAAAAGUAAAAAUGAUAGACGUUACUAUAUACUAUCAAAGACAUUACUAAUUUCUUUUUCUUUAUAAUACGUACUAUUACGAUAUUCUGUCGAAUGUCUUGAAAGCAAUGUGCUCUCUCGAAGAAAAAAAAAUCUUAUCAUGUAGAUUAUACCUGUUUUACAAUUUAUUUACUGAUAUAUAAAAUACGAGCAUAGUCAUCAUUGAUAUAUAUUAAAAUACGAAACUCGGAGAUACCUCAUGACUGGCUGGUCUCUCCAAUUAUGCGGUAUCUCAAGCGUUUUGUAUCGAAUCCGUCAAUAAGACGCGUAAGGCAAAUUCAAAAGAGGCGUUAUAAAUUUGUAGACUUCAUUAAUGGUUUUGGAUCGAAUAGGAGAAACCUUUAAAAAUAAACUGUACCCAAGUGCCGCAAAGUAUGAAGUUCAUUUAUUAACAAAAAGUCUCAGAAGUAUUGUACGCUGUGCCUAUGUUUACAAGCUUCUUUGAUUUAUUGUCGCGCCAUAAUUAAAAUAAUUAUACUUUAUAAGAAUAUUUAUUGGUGCACGUACGUUUUCUUUUUAACUAUUUAUAAAGAUAAUCAAAAUACAUAUUUUCUCUGUUGUAAUUCUAAAACGUAAUGUACGUAGGAAUUAUAUAAUGUCUUCUGUUACUUACCACAAUACAGUCUUUCCAUAUAAAAAAAAAAAGAAGAACAUGCACGUAGAACUAAAACGUUUUAAGUUUCAUUUUGUAUUUAUACUUCCAAUUACUAUUUUGCUGGAAAAGUUUAAAGGUUUUGUAACAGUUUUAUUGUAUUUAGUAUAUGUAUGUGUGUAUACAUAUAGUGACAUGCAAUAAUUCUGUUACACCGCCUGUGUUUUAAAGUGCAACAGUAGCUAACUGGUACGUGUACCGCGUUACGUUAUAAGAGAUCGAUAUGUGAUUAUUGUUAAUUCUUGUUUCUUUUAUGUACAUGCAUUUUACUUAUUUGUUAUCGGUUUUUAGCUUUAAACGUGGCAAAUAUAAAGAAUGUUAUAAUUUAUACAUAUGUUUGAUUAUGAUUACUUUGUACUACGUAUUCUCGAUUAGGCCAAAUAUUCUGUGCAAAUAGACUGUAUUAGGUGUGGUUGGUGCUAUGUUCUGAACUAGUGAGAGAAUUGUGCCAAUUUUAAAUCGUACAUUUUACGAUUGAAAGCUCUACAACAUGUUCCCUACUGUGAAUUUAAAAACAGCAAGAUUUAAGAGGAAGAAAAGAAAAAAAAAAAAAGUAUGUUUUCUGGAGGGACGUCGAUAUAGAUACAUUGGGAUGCAAUAGAAUUCUGAAAACUGCGUUACAUUUAUAUUUCAAGCUUACAAACAUUAACAACACAGUUCCGUUGUAUUUUUAAAUCUUAGCUUCUUCAUAUUGUUACUUUCUUCUCUAAACAUACAGUUACCACAGUCUUACUAUUUUCUAAUUAAAGUAUAUACUUGUGUCCUGAGAUGAAUUAACUAUUCGUAUUAGAGCUCUCGAUGUACCCGGUUAUCAAAAUAUAUACUAUUCACACGAAGGUAUAUAUUAUUUUUACCCAAUUACAAUACGAUUACAUUACGAUUGUUUUAUAUUUACCCUAUGUAAAAAUACAAGAAAUAUCAUUUCCGUUUUAAAUGUAUCUAGUAAAAUAGUUUUUACAGAGUAAAUAGAAGAUAAUCGUAGUGUUUAUUAUAAUCAAGUUUAAAUUAUGUGUAAUCUCACAUAAAAGUAAUAAAUCUGAACAACCGUAACAGUACUAGCCGGGUACCAAGAGCUUUAAUUCGUAUCUGUAAAUAUAAAUCUCAUAAAACAACGAUCCACGCUUCCUUAGAUCCUAUUACAUCGCGAAAGAAGAACGUUCAAAGUAAAAUCAUUUAUACUAACGAGUAUUACGAAUAUAUUUCUACGGAAUGAAAAUACAAAACUUAUUUUGCUGUCUUACGUAUUGUAUUCUGCACGACAAAAAAAACAUUGUACAACGAUACCGCGUAUAGUAUAAAACUAUUAUAUACGCCCAGGACACAAGACGUCUAUUCUAUAGAUUAAUAACAAUGAUAUCCUGUAUUCGAAUAUUAUGUUUAAUAAUAUGUAUCACAUAUAGGUAUUUCGUAUUUAUUAUAUCAACAAUAGGGGAGUUGAAUUAAAAAAGGCUAGCUAGUUCACUUAUUAGAAAUUUAUUUCCAGCGUCUUCUCUCAUUUUUUUUCUCUUUCUCUCUUUUUGCUGAAUCGCACGUUGGUUCCUGGCCGAAAAAAGAAUUAUUUAAAUUGUUUAAAUGAUGCGUCGCUCGAGCCCGUAAAAUUUAUCUUUAUGUUUCGGGAUGAUCGAUAAAAGGACCUCGUGAUAAACGCCGUCGAACAUUUCAAGCCCCGGAAACGUAGAAUGAUUAUUUUGAAAAAUUCGUUUGGCAAAAUAUAAGAUGAAUUAUACAGGUUUAUGGAAAUUUAUUGCCAUUAGCCGCGAAUUAACAUUUGUUGCGAAGCAACGAGGUCCAUAAUAUAUGUUUAUAUAUAUAUAGAAAAUCUUAUAUAGUCGGCGACGCGGAUUCGUGCCACGCGAGUAAAAGUCACUAACUGCGAUACCAACCGAGCCACAUUUUCUUCGAGCGAUACCAAAAGCUGGUGAUUUCUCCUUACGCGGCACGAAUCCAGAUCACACGGCCUACAUUAAGAUCCACGUUUCGAGGGAAAAUAUAAAUAUAUACUGUAAAUAUUUCAAGAUAUUUCGACUGUCAACAAUAUGUACUCAUCGUUGCACGUACAUAUCAAAUUAUUUUAAUAAAUUACAUAUCUCUUGUGUUUUGUUUCAUUUUUACGCGUGUCGAUGAUACAAGUUGGACCUUUAAACAGAAACACCUAAAUACUUCCAUCGUUUGUGAAUGUAUGAAGAAAAUUAGGGCAACGUAAAAUUGUUUGAAAAGGUAAAUAUACAAAUAGAAUCAAAUAUCAACACUUGUAGAAAAGCUUGUGUAUCUUCUUGAAUAAAGUAUAUACCGUUGAGUAUUCAAUUGAGAUUAAUUAAUUAAGAUUAAUUGUAAUCAUUUAAUUUAUUUUUUGAUAACUAACUUGUUGAUUUAAUUUUAAUAAUUAGCGAUUUAAUCGUAUCUGAUAGAAUAAAGCAUUUGUUCAAAACCUCGAUAAUUGUAUAUCUAAAAUGACAAGAAGAAUCGAUCCCUAAACAUUCUUUUCAAGUAUCUAUAAAUAAUAUAAAUAUUUAGGUGUUACCAUUUGAAUAGUACAUCCUGCAUAUUCACACAGCAGAUAUUUGCGAACGAAACGAGCACAUUUUAUUUUUGAUACUUUUAAGGGAAGGGGAGCAACAAAGAAAAGGAUUUCGGCUACAAAGGGUGCACCGGAAGUCCUGUUUGUUUUGGUCGUUUUUCUCGUUUGUCGUAAAUUUUCGAAGCAGGGACACACUUUUACAGCCCUUUUAAUUGAACUCUCUAAUAUUAUUGAUAACAAGUUUAAUAAUAUGUACAUUUACGGUUAGACGUCGCCGUUUGUAAAGCAGUACAAUAAAGACGUCUAAAAACUCGUGAAAAUUAAACGCCAUCUAAUAAUCCUUUAGUCGCUGUACCAAAAACACGCGUUCGAUAUAUUAAUUACUUCUUUUAAUUAUUGUAAGCUUUGAGCUUGAGCUUUGUCUGCCCACACGUGUGUUAAAACUUACUAUACACUGACGAACAAUAGCAAAUAUUUUUUUUUUUUUGUUUUUUUUCUGUUUUGUUUUGAAUACUCGUUCUGUUAAACGUGCUGACGGUCUUCGCGCUGCUUAAAGAAAUCUUAUGCACCGUGCAUCGUGGUAUUUGCGAUUGAAAUACUGUCAAGAUUCACAUUUCGUGCCCCGAGAGUAUCGAUCCAUUUUUUCUUUGUUCUUUCCAACAACGAAUCGUGAUAUACUUAGUACACGAGCGUUCGAUAAUAUUCUAGCCCGAUGUUUGAGGUUAACCUGUUCGUCACCGUGUCGAUCGAAACCUCGUUCGAAUUACAAUGCGAUCUCAUAUUUUGACUAGAAUCGAGAAUCGUUAAAUUAAGUCUAAAACGCGCAUGGAUGGGAGAAGACGAAAUUUCGCGUCGAUCGUAAACGAUAUGACAAAUAAAAGGAUGGAUACGUUUUGACGUAUUAAAAAAAAAUGUCCUUCCAAGCAUUUCAUUGACGAAAGUUUCAACCAACUAACCUAGAAUACAGUGAUGUAACCCAAAUUGAUAUAUUUCAUUGCCGAGGACCAGAAUAAAUUGGUCGGAACGUUCCACAACGAAAUGCUUGGGAUCACAUUAUUUCUGGCAAUUAUUUUAUACCAAGCAACAGUUCGAAUUGUUAAUAAGUUUCGACGAUCGACGGGACCGUGAGCACGUGUUACAGAUGUAGCUUUUUAAUACCCCUUACGUUCCUAAGGAAAGUUCUUCGUGUCGUCUUACAAAGCUUAUACGCAACUCGACGAUGGACAAGUUGACAGAUUACACCGCUAGCGUUUUUAAUCAGCGAACGGAAGAAAAAUAAAAAAACAAGAACAAAAAAGAACGGAAUAAAUGACCAAGGAACAUUACGACAUUGUAAAAUCGCUUACAGGCUAAUCGCGCUAACGUGGAAAAAGAAACCAGUUCCGUCAAGUUCAGCUCCGUUGCUGAACGUUCACGAGUCUACGAAUACUAUAGUCAUUCGCACAUUUUCGGGCGACGGCGCUUACAAAUUUGAAAAUGUGCUUCACGCGUGAAUUAUACAGAUUCGCGAUCGCGUCUUCCACUUAAGUAACACCGAAGACGACGUUCCGGUUCAUUUUCAUCGUGAUAGCAUGUUUUCUUUCUAUUUGAUUCGGACAAACAAAGCCUGAUGUGAUCAUAAGUGGGAGACGUUAUCAUCGACGUGAACGGUGACGGACAAAACAACGAUAUUGUGCAAAACCGCGAAGCAACGCGCGAACACUGUCAGAUGUUUCGUUCAAAUUGUGGGAGCAUGUAAUUACACGGUGUUCAGCCACCUCUGGGAAAAAUUUUAAUGGGGGAUUCUAGGGGCCAAAAUAAGACGAAAAUCAAGAAUAUCAAUUUGUUGAUUGAGGCUUCGUUAAAAAGAUAUUAAUGUUUAAAGUUCCGCCUGUACUUACUGACGUAUCGACAGUGUUACAGUUUUCUGAGAGCCACUGUCGCGCGUGCGCAGUUGUUCGCAGAGCGCCGUUCCACAUGCGGAACUUUAAACGUUAAUAACUUUUUAACGAAGCCUCCAUCAACUAAUUGGUAUUCUUGAUUUUCGUCUUAUUUUGGCCACUAGAAUCUCCCAUUAAAAUUUUUCCCAGAUGUGGCCGAACACACUGUAUAUUUAUAUAUACGUAUAGAAAUAUAUACAUUGUAUGGCAGGUUCGAUUACUGAAAACGAUUCAGCAUGCUCGACGAAACAGGUAAAUAUCGCAUGUGCGCUCGUAAGAACGCUCUUUGUUGGCUAUCGAUGACUCACAAAGCCCGCUAUGUUGAAACGCAAUCAAUUGACUUUCAAGGUCACUGGGAGGUCUCUCAUCCCUUCUCGCAAACCUACAGCGCACGUCGUUCGUCUUUCAAACUGACAAGGAGAGGUUUCCGAGCAUAACAACACUUUUUAACUCUUUGGGGCACGCUGGGAUUAAAAGCGUCCCGCCAUUUUGAUGCACCGUAAUGCAUGGUGAGACAUUUUCAGUCCCACCUCGAAAUAUUGCAAUAGCUGCGUGCGUAUAGGUUUAUAUUUCGUCUUAUUUACGUAAAGCAGUUGGUAAUAUCUUCAACAAACGUUACAAAUGUAUUCACUUGUGUUAGCAACAUUCAACAUUCAACAUUCAACAGGUUCAUCAAUUGUUACAAGCGGAAGGUUUAUUGCGACAACUAUUACUAUUUUUUUUUUUAUGUUUUUACAUUAUGUGAUAACCUUUAUUAAUAAAAAUAUGCCAAUUUUGUUUAAUUUAAAACGCAAAAAAAAUUUCUAUGCAACGUGGGUCUAUUUUAUUAUCUGAAAUCCUGUGCCGCAAAGAGUUAACACAUUGACUGCCAAGUCCAUUUCAAUAAAGUUUCUCCAGACGUCGUUCUAAAUCUUUUUUUGACCAAUUUGAUCAAAAUUUCUGGCAUAAGUGGGCGCCUGUCACAAAUUGAUGUUCCUUUUGUGCCCAGGUUUGAAUUUUGGUUGAAUAAUGCUCAACCACUUCAGGGACGCAAUCAUUUUAUUUGAAACGAACACAAAUUCAAACCAAUACAGACCCACAUUUGUCUAUUUGUUAUUGAGAAACUUAAUUGUGAUUUCUGGUGUAUGGUAAUAUGCAAAACAUAUAUAAUAUAUAUUUCAUAAAUUACUAUAAUAAUAUUAAUAUUUCAUUUCGUAUAAAUGAAUAAAUUUUUUUUUACACAUUUAGCAUAUAUGUUAAAAAGCCAUAGUUCUAUUUAACUAUUUAUUCACAUUUGCAGUGGUUUUUAUUAUGUUACAAUAUUUAGAAUAAUUUAGAAGCUAAAUGUACACAUAUGUGCCUGUAUCCCUGAAGAGAUUAAGUCUAUAUUAUAGCAUUUUUAUUUUAUUAUACAUAUCUUACAAUUUCCAUUUAAACUUUAUACAAUGAAUUCUAUGAAAGCUUGAAUUAUAGUUUAGUAAGACUUUAACUGUCAAGCCAUUUUCAUAAAAACUGUCCCUGCGAACAGCUUCAGAGUUUUUCGUUAUUUAUAGUUUUAAUUUGAUACUUUUAUUUUGAUCAACUUGACCAAAAGUUUUUGAACUCUGUAUAAUUUAUAUUUACAUAUAUCAUUAGUUUUAGUAUUUUUAAUCCUAUCACUGUACAAACGCUCAUUCAAAAGUGAUCAUAACACUUGGGAAGCUCUCCUUCUGAAAGGCAAGUUGACAUGACUUAAAAGUAGGUGUAAUUGACGUGAUUCACGGUGAGAGGAGUGACCUUGAGCGACCAAUCGAGUUCGAUUCAAGCCUAGCAUCAUGUACCUUAUUUUAGUUCAUUCAAGAAUUAACAGCUCUUAAAAUAUUAAAUCACAUUGGGUAUAGUUAGUCGAGUUUACAAACAGUCUAUUAUACUUUUUGCCUUCGUCGGUAAAAAUAAUCGAUAUACACAUAUUUGGAAUUUAUACAUAGUAAUUUCCAGAACCAUAUAAUACAUUAUUUUUUAUCUAAACAACUACUUUUAUUUUUAUUUCAUAAAAAACUUGCAUAAAACUUUAUCUCAUUUUAUUCAAUAAAUCUAAUAUAUUUACGAUGCAGUCGUUUGAACAGUUCACAAACAUAUUUUUAUAAGUAAUGGAAAUUUGUUUAUAAAUUUUCUAAUAUUCGAAGCAUCGCAAUAAAGAUUAUUCGAACACGAGAAUUUUUAAUAUC